Messenger RNA from Tribolium castaneum (red flour beetle), 1576 nucleotides. It is a transcript of the gene Mettl14, whose product is annotated as Methyltransferase like 14. The record is from RefSeq and is a predicted model, not a curated record. Gene Ontology annotation, molecular function: mRNA binding. Lineage: Eukaryota; Metazoa; Arthropoda; Insecta; Coleoptera; Tenebrionidae. Gene Ontology annotation, cellular component: nucleus; RNA N6-methyladenosine methyltransferase complex. The coding region runs from base 130 to 1302 and encodes 390 amino acids. The transcript is spliced from 3 exons.
CAAUUUAAAUCUACCGCCACGAUAUGUCAAGCGGUGGCGCUACUUGAUUAUCAUCAAUUUUCCGAAUUUUGCCAAAAACUGCGGGGAAACUAAAUAAAAUGAGUUGAUAAAACCCGUCUGCACUUGAAAAUGGGUGAAGUUAUGAAACACCUGCGUGAGAAAUCACGGAAACGCAAGCAACUUCUGGCUCAAACUCUUGGUGUUUCCAACCCCGAGGAGCUCCGCCAGGUCCUAGGAACCACAACCGAGGUCUCUAAGAGACGUCCCGAUUCCACCAACAACGAAAACGAAAAAUACGACUACAAGAAAGACACUCCAAAUGAAUUGGUCUAUCGUGACUCUUCAACUUUUCUCAAAGGGACUCAAUCGUCGAACCCCCAUAAUGACUACUGCCAACAUUUUGUCGACACUGGUCAAAGACCCCAGAAUUUCAUCCGCGAUGUCGGUCUAGCGGACCGGUUUGAGGAGUACCCCAAAUUACGUGAAUUAAUCAAAUUAAAAGACGAACUUAUUGCACAAACUGCAAAUCCCCCUAUGUAUCUCAAAUGUGAUUUAACGACUUAUGAUUUGAAAAACCUAAAUUGUAAGUUUGAUGUGAUUUUAAUUGAACCACCUUUGGAAGAAUACCAGAGAACCAUGGGGGCCACAAAUAUGCAGUUCUGGCCAUGGGACCAAAUCAUGAAUUUGGAUGUGGGGGAAGUGGCAGCGCAACGAAGUUUCGUAUUUUUGUGGUGUGGAAGUUCAGAUGGACUUGACAUGGGGCGCGUGUGUCUCAGAAAAUGGGGCUUUCGCCGAUGCGAGGAUAUUUGUUGGAUUCGCACAAACAUAAAAAAUCCAGGUCAUUCGAAAAACCUUGACCCUAAAGCAGUGUUCCAAAGGACAAAGGAACACUGUCUUAUGGGUAUUAAAGGAACGGUUCGGCGGUCAACCGACGGGGAUUUUAUUCACGCCAACGUCGACAUUGAUUUGAUCAUUUCGGAAGAGAACGAAUAUGGAAGUUUGGAAAAACCGGUUGAAAUUUUCCAUAUAAUCGAACACUUCUGUUUGGGGCGUCGGCGCCUCCACAUUUUCGGUAGAGACAGUACCAUACGUCCAGGUUGGUUAACGAUCGGUCCCGAGUUAACAAAUUCGAAUUUCAAUGCCGAUUUAUACGCGAGUUAUUUUACUAAUAAUAAUAUAACGACGGGAUGUACGGAACGAAUUGAAGCUUUGAGGCCGAAAAGUCCGCCUCCAAAGGGCAAAGGAAAUUCCGGAGGACGAGGUCGGGGCAACUUUCAGCGAGGACGUGGCAGGGGACGUUGAAAAAACACUUUUUAAAGCUUUUAUUUUUAAUUUAUGACACUACCAUAGUCUCCAGCAGUGCGCUCAGAUCUGAUUUGAAAAAAUUAUGACACUACCAAAUCAUCUCCAGCAGUGUUCUCAGAUCUAAUAACUUAAAAUAUAAUAUUAAUCUUGGAUCACAAUCACAAUAAGCAAUAUCAAUAUAAAAACUAUAAUAACCAUACAAUUAUGUAUUUAUAUAUAAAAAUAGUGGUUUACUUUAUUUUCGUUCAAUAAUAAUGACGCAGUCACAUAA